AUGAGGACUUUACUGGCAGUACUGGUGUUGGCUAUCUCAUCAGCAGCUUUAGAAGCAAAGCCUAAAACCCGUUUCACACGCUACCGCUCAUGGAACUCACAAAUGUAUCCAGUGUGGAAAGAUGGGGACUCCCGAUACAGAAACUGUUGGACUGGUGGCGAAGUUACAUUCGAUGUGAAAAACGAUGCACCCACCCUGACUGGCUCAAAGGCAACCUUUAACAUCAACCUUCGCCUUCCAUCAAACCAGACAGCACGUCCUGAUGGACAGGUGGUGUGGGUGCGUAACUGCACUGUCAAUGGAACACAGUACCGUCAGGGCCAGGCUGUGUACCCCGACCAGGUCUCUGGUCCUUCAGGAGAGUACAGUGGUGUCUUCCCUGAUGGCACCCCCUUCACUGGGACAGCAGACAGGAAACCCCACUACGUGUUUGUGUGGAAGACAUGGGGACGUUACUGGCAGGUGGCAGGCGGGCCCUCCUCUUCUCUCACCAUCGGCACAGACAAUGUGCCCCUAGGCUCUUACAACAUGGAGGUGGUCAUCUACCACUGCCGUGGCAAGGACAAGUUCAUUCCUCUGGGCUACGCCUCCACAACCUUCUCCAUCACAGAACAGAUCCCCUUCACGGUGUCGCUAACCCAAAUUAACGAUGUGAACCAGGCUGACCAGAGCUUCAUCCAGAACCGGGCCAUUGUCUUCAGCAUCAGCCUCCACGACCCCAGCCAAUACCUCAGCACCUCAGACAUCACCUUUAACUGGAACUUUGGUGACAACAGCGGCACCCUCAUCUCCAGGGAGCGCCAGGUCACACACAUGUACCUCACCGCUGGCACCUACAGGCCUCAGGUGGUCCUGAUGGCAAGCAUCCCCAACGGCUGUGACACGCCUGCAGACCCCACCACUGCUAACCCCACUGUGUUGGCCGGAGCCCCUGCCAUGGUUGUGGUGGUCUCUACCCCAGAGGCAGCUCCAGCUGACAUCGCCCUGGAUCUACUCGCCUCUGACGUUGCCCCUGCUGAGGCUGCAGAUGCAGUUGCAGCUGAUGACACAGAUGCAGUCGAAGCCGAUGCCGCAGUCGAACCCGCAGACACAGCCAAUGCCGCAGCCGAACCCACUGCCUCAGAGGGAGUCGAGGUGGUUGCCUCAGUGGCCCCUGCGGCAGAGGAUGCCACCGUUGUCCCAGCAGUAGAAGAUCCAGCUGUUGUCCCGGCAACAGAGGACAAUGCCACUGUCCCUGCAGUAGAAGCCGAUGCCACAGCAGAAAACACGGCUGCUCCAGCCGUUGAGGACCCCGCCGCUGUCCUGGCUGUGGAGGCAGCCACAACUGCCCCCGUCGCUCCAGCAGCUGAAGAGGCAGUUGUUGAAACCUCAGUGGUAGAGGCUACGGCCGCAGAUGUGCCCGUCAUCGACGCUGCUGCUUCAGUAGCUCCAGUUGCAGAGGGAGAGGAGGCCAUAGUGGACCUGGUGGCCACAGUCCUCCCAGAGAUCCCAGUCGUAGCCUCUGUUGCUGCCAAGGCGGAGGAGGCCUUGGUUGCCGAUACUGAAGUGGAGGUUGCGGCUGCUAUAGAGGUGGCCCAGGCUGAGAUCGUGGCCCCUGCUGCUAACGUCAUUGUUCCUGCCGACACAGAGGCUGCCGCUGUGGUGGAGGUGGUGCCAGCUGAACCUGCUCUUGAGACCGAGGCAGCGCUAGAGGCAGAGGUCGUAGAGACUGUGAAUGAGGUUGCAGCUGACGUCACUGCCGCACCAGCAACAGUGACUGCUCCAGUGGAGCGUGAGGUAGCAGCAGAGGCUGAGAUAGAGGCAGACACAGAGACACAGGUGGUUCUUGUUGUGGCUAAAAGGCAGGUUCCGGAACUUCCAGCAACUGAAAACUGUAUGAUCUACCGCUACGGCUCCUUCUCGACCUCAGUGGAUGUCGUCCAGGGUAUUGAGAGUGUGGAGAUCACCCAGGUGACCAACGUGGUGUCUCUGGCCACUGAGGUGGUGCAGAAUGCUGUGGACCUGACCAUCACCUGCCAGGGGAGCCUGCCCAAUGAAGUGUGCACCAUUAUCUCGGACGCAGACUGCAUCACACCUGUGGAGACCGUUUGUAACAACGUGACACCCUCCCCAGAUUGUCAGAUGAUACUUCGCCAGUUUUUCAACGAAUCUGGAGUGUUUUGCAUCAAUGUGUCCCUGACAAAUGAUGUUAGUCUGGCUGUGGCCAGUGCUAAAGUCAGUGUGACAGUGGGUUCCAACUCCUCCACAGCAGGCACUGUGGCUGCGGUUCUAGGUGUCAUGGUCCUUGUCUGUGUUGUUGGUGCCAUUGCUUUGACCUACAAGGGGUUUAAGCAGUAUCGCCCACUGAGGGAGGACUCCACAGGUGGCAUCAUGGGCAGCUCUGGAAUCACGUCUGUGCCUAUGCUGCUGUGGAAUCUUCUGAGCCGACAGACACCAGGAGAAAGAAGCCCACUGCUUCAGGGAAGCGUGGUGUGA
This is a messenger RNA of Salvelinus namaycush (lake trout), 2475 nucleotides long. RefSeq names its product protein QNR-71-like. The record is from RefSeq and is a predicted model, not a curated record. NCBI's taxonomy places the organism in Eukaryota, Metazoa, Chordata, Actinopteri, Salmoniformes, Salmonidae. Gene Ontology annotation, cellular component: melanosome. Gene Ontology annotation, biological process: melanosome organization. The transcript is spliced from 12 exons. Bases 1 to 2475 code for a protein of 824 amino acids.